Molecule: messenger RNA, 897 nt
Organism: Musca domestica (house fly)
Lineage: Eukaryota; Metazoa; Arthropoda; Insecta; Diptera; Muscidae
Gene: Osi10a
Exons: 3
Coding region: 1-897 (298 amino acids)
Source: RefSeq, a predicted model, not a curated record
AUGAUAAAUAGUAACGAACGGUUUAUAUCGCGACAAAUUUUCUUGUUGCUGAUAUUUAGUAGUGUAUUCGUUUGCGGAUUAACAAAUUCUACAAAGAAAUCAGAAAAUUUACAAGAAUUUAAAUAUUGUUUAAAGAAUUUGAAACAACCCAGUAUUCGAGAAUGUAUUGGUCGCAGUGCAAUUAGUUUUCUGCAACGUUUCGAUGAAAGAGACAAUUAUACGUUGACCAUGGAUUUGGUAGCCACUAAAACGGAUAAUGUAGCCAGCCGUUCAUUGGUGAAUUUUUUGGACACCGAUCCAGUGGAUGUUAGAGGUAUUUUGGAAAAUGCGGGUGCUGUAUUCAGUCAACGUGCAUUGGAAUGGCACAUGGAUGCAAUAUAUCCAGGAUUAAUGUUAAAAAUUGGUCCUUCGGCCGAUAAGAACAGUGUAGCUGAAUUUGUACUCGACCCAACGGUCAUUGAUGAAAGGAAUUUCAACAUUGAAGAAGCUUCAACAGCACGCAUUUUAACCAAACAAUAUGUCUUACCAUUUCUUCUUGGCCUCAAAUUCAACUUGGUAGCAUUGGUGCCAAUACUGUUCACCGUUAUUUGCCUACUGCUAAAGAAAUCUCUAUUCAUAGCUAAAGUAGUUGUUUAUAUUAGCAGCGUUUUAGGCAUUGGUGGUGUUGCUGGUGCUGUUUCAUCGCUGGGUGGUUGGGGUAGUCUAUUUGCCCCACCAUUGCCGCCAGCCAGCCCAUAUCCACAUCAACACCAUGGUGGACAUUUCCCCGGUGGUUUUGGAUUUGUGCCGGGCAAACAAACGGCGUUUUCACAUUUCGAUCAAGACGAACUACAACACACGGGUCCCUAUAAGCGGCAAGAUCGUAAGGUGGUAUUUGAAAAACCACGAGGAAAAUGA